This is a messenger RNA of Alternaria atra, 2085 nucleotides long. RefSeq lists its product as uncharacterized. Lineage: Eukaryota; Fungi; Ascomycota; Dothideomycetes; Pleosporales; Pleosporaceae. The coding region runs from base 1 to 2085 and encodes 694 amino acids. The record is from RefSeq and is a predicted model, not a curated record. The transcript has 2 exons.
AUGGUCUCAGCAGAGAAGGCCGCAGGAUCCUUCGUUCUUGAGGUGCACGAUAUCCGGUUACAGAACCGCCAGCACGCUCCUCGCAGUGAUCGUGAGAAUGGCCCGGUGAAAAAGGCGCGGACUCUGUUGCGACUGGCGAGCUCGGUCAAGACGUCAAUCAUUUCAUCAUCCCCUGGUACGCCGUGUAGCGAUCCGCCAGAACAAGAAGCAACCCUGCGGGGAAUUGAUAGUAGGACGGACCGAUGGGUCUCGAUGGAAAUGGAGCCUAUUGUCAUCUAUCGCCAAAGCUGGUAUACCGACCCCAGCAACAUCGAUGAGAAUGAUAUACAUGGGAUAAUGAUCAGUAUAAACUUCGAAAACCAAACGGAUGUGGAGGACCUGUACGAUUUCAUGGGCCUCAAAAUCUCGGAUUCACCAGCCCGCCUGUCCACUUCAUAUGGUAACAUUUUCGAUGUGCCACGAGAAAGAACAUCUUUACCAUUAAGAGCAUCGGGAAACCAGCUCGGCAUCGAGCUAGAAGUUAGCAUGUACUGGUAUCCGCUCAAAAGAGAUUCGGUCCUAACGAGCUACAACCGUCAUCUUCGAAACACAAUAGAGCCUACCAGCUCAUAUCCCACACCGCCUCUCGAUAUGGAACCCCGUUACAAGCUUACGUUCGUUUACGGCAACGGUAGCCUCGAGCGGUCGGAGCUUGUGUGCCCACACUGUUCUAAGAGGAAAACCACAGGCAUUGAAGACCUCAAGAUGCACCUGAUCAGUUGGCACGAGUACUUUGACUAUCAAGUCACCCUAGAACGCGUCGAUGAGCACGGAGUCGAGCACUGGCGGUUUGAGAGCGAGGUGGCGAACUAUAGAGCGGGCCAACGUGCAAGUGAUACCGCCGACGAACCUUUUGACGUGCGUGUACUUGCACCAGCCCGACCCUUCGAUAGAAGGCGGUAUCUGGCAGGUGACGACGAAUUUGAACGACUUGCCAAAAUGGGAAAACCCACUAGGAAUGCAAAGACAAAGUUAGCAACGAACUGCUCAAAAGUUGCGCCUGGGCCUAGACCGCGCAAAGCUCCAGACCAAGUGCAGUUUAGGCCGCGAAGGGAGAAGAAGACAUUUGUCGUACCAAAAGCACCAAAGGGCAUCACGUUCUUCCGUUCGAUCAGUAAGAGGCCGCUCCAACCCGGCGAAGUAAUCAGUGAGAGCGACGACGAGUUGGACGAAGGAUGGAUGUACCGUCGGAAACAUGCAGAGAUCGACAAGGCAGGCCUACCGGAAGCGUCCAGGCGAUUCUUGAAGGUAUUCGACGACUUUAUGCACGAGGAGAAUUUGCAAGCAGAUAUGCAUGCAGGAGACUCCAUCAUUCGGUUCGCGCGCGAACGUGGUGUACAAAUAUGGCGCGACGACAUCAUGUUCGAAUUCACCAAGAAGCUGAACGAGUUACUAAACGAGGAUGUGAUCUCAAUAGAGGUAUAUGGCAAAGCCUUGGAAACUGUCGGCCAACAGAAAAUUAACGUCCGAGAAGACAACGAGCUUUCUCAACGUCUGGUAGAACUCGAUGUUCAGCAUCAAGAGACGCCUCUUGGUCCUGCUGGCAAUGGCGCGAACAACAGACCUGGCAAAGAGAUUGGCUUCAACCCAGAACAUCAAACGUAUUCAUCUCUUAACCAGGCCGAUGGCAUUUUUAACUCGGUCUACGGAACGAACAAGGACCUUACGUCGAAGAACGACAGAAAGGGUAAAGACAAAGCCAUAGUCGCAGAGACUGGCUAUCUGACUCCUAUCAACGGGGAUCUUGAUGGCGAUGUGAAUAUGAGCGAAGUUUCAUUGGAAAUGCCGGCAGAGUCACUGUAUACACCUCAAAAUGAGGACGAGGAUGCAGAUCCACCUUACGACCUGUGUUACUGUGGCGCCGACGCAUCGACGGCACCAGGCACAUCGGGUAUCAUCGCCUGCAAUAACACUGACUGCAUACGUCGAAUUUUCCAUCGUGCAUGUAUACAACAGCACACAAAAACACCAAUACCAAUUCUUGCCCAGAAAACACGAGUCUGGACCUGCGAAGGGUGCAAGCACGAUUCUAAUACAACGGGUUAG